Cucurbita maxima (winter squash) is the source of this 997-nucleotide messenger RNA. RefSeq names its product glutathione S-transferase U8-like. The transcript is spliced from 2 exons. The record is from RefSeq and is a predicted model, not a curated record. Lineage: Eukaryota; Viridiplantae; Streptophyta; Magnoliopsida; Cucurbitales; Cucurbitaceae. Bases 72 to 728 code for a protein of 218 amino acids. Gene Ontology annotation, molecular function: glutathione transferase activity. Gene Ontology annotation, biological process: glutathione metabolic process. Gene Ontology annotation, cellular component: cytoplasm.
UAAAUAACACGCAGCAUAACCCACUGCCCAUCAUUACCACCAAGCUUCUGAGUGUUUUACAGAGACAAUAAAUGGCGGAAGAGUUGCAGGUCUUCGGUUUCUGGGCAAGCCCCUUCAGCCGCAGAGUGGAGCUUGCUCUGAAGCUCAAAGGCGUCGAAUACCAACACGUCGAGGAAGAUUUGCCCCACAACAAGAGCCAUUUGCUCCUCCAAUACAACCCAAUUCACAAGAAGGUUCCUGUCCUCGUCCACCAUGGAAAACCCAUUUCUGAGUCUCUUGUGAUCCUCGAAUACAUCGAUGAAAUCUGGAAAAACAACCCCCUGUUGCCCCAAAAUCCGUACGAACGAGCUCUGGCUAGGUUUUGGGCUAAGUAUAUUGAGGACAAGGUUGUGGCUGCGAUGCUGAAGGCUGGGAAAGCCAAAAUUGAAGACAGGGAAAAGGGCUUCGAGGAAGCAGGGGAGGCGUUGGAACCGCUUGAGAAGGAGCUUGGAAGCAAGAGGUUCUUCGGGGGAGAGAAGAUUGGGUUUGUGGAUGUUGUUGGCAUUGUGGUAGCUUACUGGGUUCCUGCCAUUGAUGAAGCUGUUGGGAUUCAGAUGCUGGGAAGUAACAGGUUUCCGAAUGUGAAGCAAUGGAGUGAAGAGGUUGUGAAUCAUGGCGUGGUGAAACAGAUUCUGCCGCCAAAAGAUAAGCUCGUGGCUUAUUUGCGAACUGUUCUAAGCAGUAACUAGAGAUUGGCUUCUUUUCUUAAGCAGAUAUGGAUUGUGAUAAAUGAAUAAUACUUUACCUUUGUCGUGUCAUCAUGAACACUUUAUGUUUGUGGUUGGUUGUAUGUAACGAAAGCGAUGUCAAAUAACGACCAUUCGGCUCGAUUCUCACUUAGGUUGUUUGGAUGGUGUCACGAUUAUACUUUUUGAUGUCUUAUUACGCGAGUGUAGGGUGUUUACUCUCUUGUCUCUUGAGUAGAUCCGUCACCUAAACUUGGGUUAUUAUUGAUACU